CGGAGGAGAAGAGGAAAGGAGGGAGCGCGAGGGAGAGAAGCGAGAGCCGAGGGACAACUUUUCCACCCCGCGUUCCUGGUAGCAGAGAGCUGAAGUAAUGAGAAGGCAUCAUGGAGGCCCAGUCCCACAGCUCCACGACCACUGAGAAGAAGAAAGUGGAGAAUUCCAUAGUGAAAUGCUCCACGCGAACAGAUGUCAGCGAGAAAGCCGUGGCCUCCAGCACCACUUCCAAUGAGGAUGAAAGUCCUGGACAGACCUAUCACAGAGAGAGAAGAAACGCGGUCACCAUGCAGCCACAGAGUGUCCAGGGCCUCGGCAAGAUCAGCGAGGAGCCGUCGACAUCCAGCGAGGAGAGGGCCUCGCUGAUCAAGAAGGAGAUCCAUGGGUCCCUGCCGCACCUGGCCGAGCCCUCCCUGCCAUACCGCGGGGCCGUGUUUGCCAUGGACCCCCGGAACGGUUACAUGGAGCCUCACUACCACCCUUCUCAUCUCUUUCCUGCGUUCCACCCUCCCGUACCGAUCGACGCGAGACAUCACGAGGGCCGUUACCACUACGACCCGUCCCCGAUUCCUCCACUACAUGUGCCUUCUGCCUUAUCUAGUAGCCCAACGUACUCAGACCUGCCCUUCAUCAGGAUCUCCCCCCAUCGGAACCCCGCUGCAGCCUCGGAGCCCCCCUUCAGCCCUCCACACCCCUACAUCAACCCCUACAUGGACUACAUCCGGUCCCUUCACAGCCCGUCUCUCUCCAUGAUCUCGGCAGCCCGGGGUCUCAGCCCCACAGAUGCCCCCCACGCCGGGGUCAGCCCCGCGGAGUACUAUCACCAGAUGGCCCUGCUCGCUGGCCAGCGCAGCCCCUACGCGGACAUCAUCCCCUCUGCGGCGGGUGCCGGCGCCGGGGCCAUCCACAUGGAGUACGUUCACGCCAUGGACAGCACGAGAUUCCCCAGCCCCAGGCUGUCAGCCAGGCCGAGCCGGAAACGUACCCUGUCCAUAUCACCACUCUCCGAUCACAGCUUUGACCUUCAGACUAUGAUAAGGACGUCUCCCAACUCCUUGGUCACGAUUCUCAAUAAUUCCCGCAGCAGCUCGUCGGCAAGCGGCUCCUAUGGUCACUUGUCCGCGAGCGCCAUCAGCCCGGCCCUGAGCUUCACCUACCCUUCUGCUCCCGUGUCUCUCCACAUGCACCAGCAGAUCCUAAGCCGGCAGCAGAGCUUGGGCUCAGCCUUCGGACACAGCCCUCCUCUCAUCCACCCUGCCCCGACGUUUCCAACGCAGAGGCCCAUCCCUGGGAUCCCCACGGUCCUGAACCCCGUCCAGGUCAGCUCGGGCCCAUCGGAGUCCUCACAGAACAAGCCGACCAGCGAGUCCGCGGUGAGUAGCACGGGGGACCUGAUGCACAACAAGCGGUCCAAGAUCAAGCCCGACGAAGACCUCCCCAGCCCGGGGCCGCGGGGCCAGCAGGAACAGCCAGAAGGAACAACCCUGGUGAAGGAGGAAGGGGACAAAGACGAAAGCAAACAGGAGCCUGAAGUCAUCUAUGAGACCAACUGCCACUGGGAAGGCUGCACGCGGGAGUUUGACACCCAGGAGCAGCUGGUACACCAUAUAAACAACGACCACAUUCACGGUGAGAAGAAGGAGUUCGUGUGUCGGUGGUUGGAUUGCUCGAGAGAGCAGAAGCCCUUCAAAGCCCAGUACAUGCUGGUGGUGCACAUGAGGCGGCACACGGGGGAAAAGCCUCACAAAUGCACUUUUGAAGGUUGCACAAAGGCCUACUCGAGACUAGAAAACUUGAAAACGCACUUGAGAUCUCACACUGGAGAGAAACCGUACGUCUGUGAGCAUGAAGGCUGCAACAAGGCUUUCUCAAAUGCCUCGGAUCGCGCCAAGCACCAAAACAGGACGCAUUCCAAUGAGAAACCGUAUGUGUGCAAAAUCCCAGGCUGCACGAAGCGCUACACAGACCCGAGUUCCCUCCGGAAACACGUGAAGACGGUGCACGGCCCAGAGGCUCACGUCACCAAGAAGCAGCGUGGGGACAUACAUCCUCGGCCCCCCCCGCCCCGCGAUUCUGGCAGCCAUUCACAGUCCCGGUCGCCCGGCCGGCAGACUCAGGGAGCCCUCGGGGAGCAGAAGGACCUCAGCCACACUACCUCAAAGCGGGAAGAAUGCCUCCAAGUGAAAGCAGUCAAGGCAGAGAAGCCCAUGACAUCUCAGCCAAGCCCUGGUGGUCAGUCUUCAUGCAGCAGCCAACAGUCCCCCAUCAGCAACUUUUCCAACAGUGGGCUCGAGCUUCCUCUGACCGACGGAGGUGGUGUGGGAGACCUCGGGGCCAUUGACGAAACCCCAAUCAUGGACUCGACCAUUUCCACUGCAACCACCGCCCUCGCCUUGCAAGCCAGGAGGAACCCGGCAGGGACCAAAUGGAUGGAGCACGUAAAACUAGAAAGGCUCAAACAAGUGAAUGGAAUGCUUCCACGACUGAACCCCGUUCUACCCCCCAAAGCCCCUGCAGUCUCUCCUCUCAUAGGAAACGGCACGCAGCCCAGUACCAGCUGCAGUCUGGGCGGGCCCUUGACUCUCCUCCCGAACAGAAGCGACCUUGCUGGUGUGGACAUCACCAUGCUGAACAUGCUCAACCGGAGGGACAGCAGCACCAGCACCAUCAGCUCCGCCUACCUGAGCAGCCGCCGCUCCUCCGGCAUCUCCCCCUGCUUCUCCAGCCGCAGGUCCAGCGAGGCGUCCCAGGCCGAGGGCCGGCCCCAGAACGUGAGCGUGGCCGACUCCUACGACCCCAUCUCCACCGACGCCUCGCGCAGGUCCAGCGAGGCCAGCCAGGGGGACGGGCUGCCCAGCCUGCUCAGCCUCACGCCCGCGCAGCAGUACCGCCUGAAGGCCAAGUACGCGGCGGCCACGGGCGGGCCGCCCCCCACCCCGCUGCCCAACAUGGAGAGGAUGAGCCUGAAGACCCGGAUGGCCCUGCUCGGGGACGGCCGGGAGCCCGCGGGGGCCCUGCCUCCCGUGCACCCUCCGCGGAGGUGCAGCGACGGGGGCGCGCACAGUUACGGCCGCCGCCCUCUGCUGCCGGCCGACGCGCUGGGCAACGGCGUGAGGCGGGCCAGCGACCCGGUGAGGACGGUGUCCGAGAGCCUCUCGCUGCCCCGGGUGCCGCGGUUCGGCAGCCUCCACGGCUUCAACCCUCCGGCGCUGCCCGCCUCCCUGGAGAAGCGCAACUUAGUGCUCCAGAACUACACGCGGCCCGAGGGCGGCCAGCAGCGCCACUUCGCGGCCUCCCCCUGCCCUCCGAGCAUUACCGAGAAUGUCACCCUGGAGUCCCUGACCAUGGACGCCGACGUGAGCCUGAACGAGGAGGACUUCCUGCCCGACGACGUGGUGCAGUAUUUAAAUGCCCAGAACCAGGCGGGGUAUGAGCAGCCCUUCCAAAGCGGCGUCUCUGACGACGGCAAGGGGCCCCAUGGGCCCGGCCUAGGGAGUGGGCACGGAGACUUCGACCCCCCCGGGCUGCCCGACAGCCACGCCGGCCAGCAGUACCGGCCGCUGGAGCAGCCUUGCCCUGAAGCCAGCAAAUCCGACCUGCCCAUUCAGUGGAAUGAGGUCAGCUCUGGCAGCGCCGACCUGUGCUCGUCCAAGGUGAAAUGUGGCCAGAGGUCGGCGGCGCCGCAGGCUCGAGCCUUCGGCUUAUACGCCAACACCAACAUGGGCGUUCACCCACAGAAUCCCUUAAGGAACGGGGUCGGCCCCGCCGGGGGGUACCCGACCCUCGUGGAGCACGGCAGCUCCUACGGUGGCCCCGAGCACUUAGCGAGCCACGGUGGCGGACCGGGCACCAGCGGGAACACCUUCCACGAACAGCCCUACAAGACCCAGCAGUAUGGGAACUGCCUCAACAGGCCGUUGGCAGCCCCGGGCCUUCUCGACGGGGCCUGUGGUGCCGGGAUUCAGGCCGCAAAGCUGAAAAGCACCACGGUGCCGGGGAACGGGAGCCAGCCAGGUUUUGGCCUGUCGGUGGUGCCCCACGAGUCAGCGGGCAGCGCUGUGAAUGGCAUGGCACCCCAAGACCUGGUGGGCCAGGGGUACCUGUCCCAUCAGCUGCUCAACGACCACCAAGGGGCCGGUCGCACCGGUCAGCAGGUGCUAGAGCAGGUCAGCGCUACCUCACACGUCAGCAUCUAUCAAGGGCCAGAGAGCGGCCUGCCGGGGCCCCCCUGCCAGGGCAGCCAGACGUCGGGCUUGGCAGCCGCCAGGGGCUACCAGCCCUGUGCCGGCUUCGGGGGCAGCAGACGCCAGGCUGCGCCGAGGGGCGGCCUCGCUCUGCAGCAGGGACAGCUCAGCGACACGAGUCAGGCCUGUAGGGUGAACGGCAUCAAGAUGGAGAUACAAGGGCAGCCCCAUCCGCUCUGUUCGAACCCACAGAGUUACUCUGGUCAGUUCUAUGACCAAACCGUUGGCUUCAGUCAGCAAGACAUGAAAACUGGUUCAUUCUCCAUUUCAGAAGCCAACUGCCUGCUCCAGGGGGCCAGCGCCGAAAACUCUGAAUUACUCUCCCCAGGUGCUAACCAGGUGACAAGCACAGUGGACAGCCUCGACAGCCAUGACCUGGAAGGGGUGCAGAUUGAUUUUGAUGCUAUCAUCGACGACGGGGACCACGCCAGCCUGAUGUCUGGAGCCCUGAGCCCCAGCAUCAUUCAGAACCUUUCCCACAGCUCCUCCCGCCUCACCACACCGCGCGCAUCCCUCCCGCUGCCCGCGCUGUCUGUGAGCACCACCAACAUGGCCAUCGGGGACAUGAGCUCUUUGCUGACCUCCCUCGCGGAAGAAAGCAAAUUCCUUGCAGUGAUGCAGUAG
Enhydra lutris kenyoni (northern sea otter) is the source of this 4868-nucleotide messenger RNA. RefSeq names its product GLI family zinc finger 3 (gene GLI3). The record is from RefSeq and is a predicted model, not a curated record. Gene Ontology annotation, molecular function: DNA-binding transcription factor activity, RNA polymerase II-specific; RNA polymerase II cis-regulatory region sequence-specific DNA binding. Gene Ontology annotation, cellular component: nucleus. Lineage: Eukaryota; Metazoa; Chordata; Mammalia; Carnivora; Mustelidae. Gene Ontology annotation, biological process: smoothened signaling pathway; regulation of transcription by RNA polymerase II. The transcript is spliced from 15 exons. Bases 111 to 4868 code for a protein of 1585 amino acids.